AUGGUGACCCGCGGCGAUCAGCGAGCACCGAAGCUGCAGCCUCUGUUUGAAGGCCCCUUUCGCGUGCUCAGUGCAUGCGGUAAUGGUGUCCUGGAGAUUAAUCUGCCGCCGGCUGAUAUGAUGCCCCCAGAUGAUGGGCAUCAGGUGGCGAACAGGCGUGAUCAUCACCAACCACCAACUUUGCGUGUAUGCAGUGCUUGGUGGAUCCCCAGUGGCGAUGGACCAGCGGUGCCUGAGCCGCAAGGGCUGGGUUCGCCAUUCCUGAUCAAGACGCCCCGCCAUCUGGGCCUGCUGAGCAAGUGGAGACUACGGUGGCGGUACCCGGUACCGAAGAAACCGGGACUCCAACUCCAGCAGCCGCUGAGCAAGCUGCUGCUGGAGGAGGACCUAUGCGUCGCCCUAGCUCUCACGUUCGGCCGCGUGGACGGUGCAGAACAUGAGGCUCAAGUGAGACUACCGCUGAGCAAGCGCGUCCAGACAAUGCCCACGCUCCCAGCCCCUCCGAGUUUUCGUGGAUCGACGGCUCAAGAAAAACAAGGCUUCAUGAAGAACCAAACGGAGACCGGAUUUGGACUCUACUCGCCAGGGCAGUUUUCUGGGGAGGUGGAGUCCAAAUCGCCAUUUGGCCACUUGUGCACCAGCCACACGCACGUCAAGGACACGCACGUCAAGGCCACGACACCAACAAAUUUCGGUGCUUCAACAGCCAGCUUUGGGAAAACCUUAGAGGAUUAA
Molecule: messenger RNA, 735 nt
Organism: Phytophthora infestans T30-4
Lineage: Eukaryota; Oomycota; Peronosporomycetes; Peronosporales; Peronosporaceae
Exons: 6
Coding region: 1-735 (244 amino acids)
Source: RefSeq, a predicted model, not a curated record